AUGGAAGAAUCAAAACCCCUGCCCGAAAAUGUGUCAGGAGUAGGGUCAGAUUCGGAUCAGCCAAGAAGUCCCGUUGAUGUAGCCGCAGAUGAUGGAUACAUGACUGGAUGGUCCUUGGGUAUCCUGGUUCUAGCCUUAGGUCUGGCCUUGUUUCUGGUUGCCCUCGAUAUGACCAUCAUUUCCACCGCAAUUCCUAGUAUCACGAAAGAGUUCCACUCCAUUGACAGCCAAGGAUGGUAUGGCUCGGCUUUCUUCUUGACCGACGGGGCAACACAAGCUUCAUGGGGCAAGAUCUACCGCUUCUUUCCGUUGAAAAUUUGUUUCAUUAUCUCCAUGGCGGUUUUCGAAGCAGGAUCUCUCAUAUGUGCCCUUGCAAAUUGGCCAAUCAUGCUUAUUGUCGGUCGCGCAAUUGCUGGAGUCGGCGCAGCUGGUGUCGCAUCUGGCGCAUAUACCAUCCUUGCAGUGAGCGCAGCACCGAGGAUACGAGGAUCCCUCACCGCUAUAUUUGGAAUGAGUUAUGCUUUUGCCAGUUUUGUGGGCCCGUUGCUUGGAGGUGUUUUCACGACGGAGACCACUUGGCGAUGGUGUUUCUGGAUCAAUUUGCCUAUUGGUGGUCUUGCAUUAGCGGCCAUCCUAUUUCUUUUUACUCCUCCGGUUGGACCAAAGCCGGAGCCGGCGACAUGGAUCUCAAUCUUUAAGCAAGUUGAUUUGACAGGGGUCAUGCUUCUCACGAGCACGAUGAUAUGCUACCUUCUCGCAAUGGAAUGGGGGGUGCUGUCAAGCCCUGGAGUCACCGUGAUGUGGUGGGAACGCUUGCUGGGUUCGUUAUCAUUGGUCUCAUCUUCUGCGCCUGGGAGUGGCAUAUGGGAGACGACGCUAUGA
Messenger RNA from Penicillium macrosclerotiorum, 882 nucleotides. RefSeq names its product MFS general substrate transporter. Gene Ontology annotation, biological process: transmembrane transport. The record is from RefSeq and is a predicted model, not a curated record. The transcript has a single exon. Gene Ontology annotation, molecular function: transmembrane transporter activity. The coding region runs from base 1 to 882 and encodes 293 amino acids. NCBI's taxonomy places the organism in Eukaryota, Fungi, Ascomycota, Eurotiomycetes, Eurotiales, Aspergillaceae.